Messenger RNA from Mauremys mutica (yellowpond turtle), 4943 nucleotides. It is a transcript of the gene DDX31, whose product is annotated as DEAD-box helicase 31. Gene Ontology annotation, molecular function: nucleic acid binding; ATP binding. Bases 190 to 2352 code for a protein of 720 amino acids. The record is from RefSeq and is a predicted model, not a curated record. The transcript is spliced from 20 exons. Gene Ontology annotation, cellular component: nucleus. NCBI's taxonomy places the organism in Eukaryota, Metazoa, Chordata, Testudines, Geoemydidae. Gene Ontology annotation, biological process: ribosome biogenesis.
CCUUCACUGAGCUGAGCUGGGACUGGGUUGCACAUGUUGGGUUUGGUGUAGCUAGCUGCAGUUAAGUUAAACUCUGCCGUAGGAGCUUCUGGUUCUCUGCAGUCGCAUGGAUGUCCCUGUGGAGUAAUGUCCUUCAGGGCUGUGGUUUUAUUGCAGAUAAAGGCCCCAGCAAAAGCUGUGUAUUAAACCAUGGAGGCAGAUGAGGGAUUGAUUCUCAACGUGAGUUCUCUGCCUUCCCCAGAGUCCCACCAUUCUGCAGAACACAAGAGGUUCCGCAAGCCAUCGCUCGGCAAGGACAAGUGGCAAUCUAAAGCUCUGAAAAGGAAGCUCCAAUGGGCAGACGAAGGCACACCUUCAAAGCAGAAACCCAAGUUGUCAGUAUCCCCAAUCAAGAAAUGCACUAAGGAGGCUGACAUCUGCGUGAAGGGAAAUUUGUCAUCAAAAUCUCCUCCGAAGAAGCACUCGACUGACAGACAGAAUGAGAGCCUACGCAGCAGACCUUUCAUUAAGACAUCUUGUCUGUUUAAAAACAACCCUAAGAUUCCAGAAAUUCACAGAGGUGGAGUGAAACAGGUGCAGGAAAAAGUUUUCACUUCAGAUUCUUUCAGCCAGCUGGACCUCCAUCCCCAUCUGAUUUCCACAAUAACCACUGUCUUGAAGAUGGCUAGUAUGACCAGUGUUCAGAAGCAAACUAUUCCUGUGCUGCUAAAAGGCAAGGAUGCACUGGUGAGGUCCCAGACAGGGUCAGGUAAAACUCUUGCCUAUGGCAUCCCCCUUGUACAGUCCUUGCAAGGAAUGAAGUCAAAAAUACAGCGCAGUGAUGGGCCUUAUGCACUGAUAUUGGUUCCAACAAGAGAGCUUGCACUACAGAGCUUUGAUACAGUCCAGAAAUUGCUGAAGCCGUUUACCUGGAUUGUGCCUGGCGUGCUAAUGGGGGGAGAAAAGAGGAAGUCUGAAAAAGCCAGAUUACGUAAAGGAAUAAAUAUCCUCAUUUCGACUCCUGGCCGCCUGGUGGAUCACAUCAAGUCCACAAAGUGCAUUCACUUCAGUCGUAUUCAGUGGCUGAUUAUGGAUGAGGCCGACAGGAUCCUGGACUUGGGCUUUGAGAAGGAUGUGACCGUGAUACUCAAUGCUUUAAAUGCAGAGAGCGAGAGGCGGCAGAAUGUCCUGCUCUCAGCCACGCUCACAGAAGGAGUAACAAGGUUGGCCGAUAUCAGUUUGCAUGAUCCAGUGAGCAUUGCCAUUGUGGAGGAAACCUGGGACAGAACCACACCAGAGCAGGAAGCCAUUGGUUCACCAGCCCACAUGGAAGAGGGUGGCUUUGCCAUACCGGAGAAGCUCAAACAGCAUGUGGUGGUGGUUCCCAGCAAACUGAGGCUUGUCACGCUGGCAGCUUUUAUCCUGGGGAAGUGCAAGUUUGAAAAACACCACAAGAUGAUCGUUUUUUUCUCCAGCUGUGAGCAAGUGGAGUUCCACUACAAGCUCCUCCUGAAAGUCCUGCUGGGAGGCCAAGAGGCUGAAGAACCUGAAUGUUUGCCACUCUCCUCUUCACACUUAAAGUUCCUGCGACUACACGGCAACAUGGAACAGGAGGAAAGGACAGCAGUGUUCCAGGAGUUCUUACCAUCCAAGACAGGCAUCUUACUUUGCACUGAUGUCGCAGCACGAGGAUUAGACCUGCCUCAGGUUACAUGGAUUGUUCAGUAUAACGCUCCAGCUUCACCUGCAGAAUACAUCCACCGAAUUGGGAGGACGGCUCGGAUUGGCUGUCACGGGAACAGCUUGCUCAUCCUGACUCCUUCGGAGGCAGAAUAUGUCAACUCGCUGGCUUCUCACAAGAUUAAUGUCUCCGAAAUGAAGAUGGAGGAUAUUCUGUCCAGCCUGAUGAAAGACGAUCGUUUCAAGGGGCGCCGAUGGGGAACCAAGAAAUCCCGUGGCACGAACCCCCAGGAAGUGCGGGAACGGGCGACGGUCUUGCAGACGGAAUUUGAAAAUUAUGUGCACUCCGGUGAGGGAACUGUCCAGUGGGCAAAGAAAGCGCUGCAGUCGUUCCUUCGCUCCUACACCACCUACCCCAAGACCCUGAAGCACAUCUUCCACAUCAAAUCCCUCCACCUGGGCCAUGUAGCCAAGAGCUUUGGGCUGAGAGACGCCCCUCAGAACCUCAGCGCCUCCAUGGCUGCCAGUCCAGGAAAGAAAACCAAACUGCAACCAAAAAGGCCUGACCUUCGCAGGAAAACCCAAGGCAAACGCCGCCUCGCUGAAAUCUUGCGAUCUGAAUACUCUAGUGGGAUGGACUCUGGUGUAUCCAAGGUCAAGAGAAGGAAAGGACACGGGAAACCUGGCAACUAGAAAAUGCUGAGCUGAACUGGGAGUUUCCAGCUCUUUGCUGCAGAAACUAGUUCUGGAGAACGCAUGGGGCAGAAGGCAAGGCGACAUGCAACGCAAACUGAGGUGCACCAGAAUUUAACAGAGAAUUUUUAAAAGGCUAAACCCUCAGAGAGCUGAGCCCCCAGAAGACCUGAAUGGAGCCGAAAUCAAACAUGUUCUGUUCUCAGUUAAGACUGCUCCAUUGCAAAUAAAUGCAGCUUCAUGAAGAUGCACAAAGUUUCUAAGUUUUGCUGUUUUAAACCAUGACCAUUGUUUUUGUAAAUAAAAUGUGGAGCAGUCAAAUGAAGUGUAGAGAGAAAUGUGCAACCACCAAAAAAUAAAGUGACCAUCAAAUGGGUUAAGAUAGGAGCUGAGUUCAUUGGGGCGAUUAUGAUGUUUAAAAGGCCUAUAGGAACCAGUUGUUUGGGUUUUUUUAAUAGAGAAAGCUGAAGUGGUGCCUGGACGUUACUAUCUUAGUUGUUUAUUCUGAGAUUAGCUAGUAUCCAAGCCUUCGCCUGACCUGAGCAAGCUGUGGAGCUUGGGCCAGAUCCAGAUGGCAUUGAAGUGAAUGGCAAAAGUCCCCAUCACUUGAGAACAAGAUUGUACGUAAAUAGACAAAUGCUCCAUUCCCUACUCCUCUCUCGGGCAAAAUGUAGAGGUAGGAUUUGUCCCCGAAUCCUUCAGGAUUUAGCCACAUGUAAUAUGUCUUGCUUCUCAGCACAGAAAAGUCUGUGAGGAGCAUUUCUAACACUUAGUGAUACCAUCAUUUUGUAGCGCGCUUUAUUGCUCAUUCUGAAAAGCACAUUGACUUUAGCUGUCCCUUGCAUCGGUCAAGCUUAUUUAUUUAUUUUCUUCGCCUUUUCAGGAGCAUAUUCUAGGCUAAUUGAUUUGUCUCCUUGUGUUCCCCUGUUUGCCUUUGAAGUGGAAAGACCCAAAAGCUGGAAUUUCUUCCUUCUUUUAUUGAUUUUAUUCCUCCUCAGAACCCAGGAGGGAGGGGACUCCUGGGAAUUCUUUGUGGUGUGAUCGGAGAGAGGCUGUGAUUGGGCCCAUUCAUGAUUGCCUGGCACUUGGAAUAAAUCCUAACUCUUUUGAAGUCAAUGGCAAAACUCCCAGUGACGUCAGUCGGGCCAGGAUUCCAUUGGAUCGUCAUUCUGUGCAGGAGAUGGCGCUUUCUCAAGGCCUGGUGUGAGAUUGUAGCAUGAGUUCCCCACUGGAACUAUGGACCUUUGCAAACUUCACCACCUUCCACUCUGAGUGCAAGGCUCACUCCCUCAGUCUGCCUUCUCUAAGAAAAACACAGCCAACACACACACUAAAAAACAAAAUAAACCCCAACCAAAACACAAACCCUACCAAAACAGAGCGCUCCACUGCACACACAAUUCUUCCCCGGGGAGAGGAUGAGAGAGAGAGAACAAACUACACAUGACAGAUGUUAGUCACGUCGCCUAAUGCACUACCAUAAGGGGCUCAGAUAGAACAGCAAGGAGGGUGGUAUAAGAACAUAUAUGAAACAGAAUUCACAGCAGUGCAAAGUGGGCUUAAAAUGUACCCGAAUCAGCAUGAUAUCCACUUGGCACUGAGAUAAGUGAUGACACACGCUGCAGAGUAACAGUGAGUUGUGUCCCGUGUUGCAGAAGGGGCACAAUCAGUCCAAAAGUGUUUAUUUUGUCAAGUGAGUGUAACUCUUGAGUAUCAGAACAAUUCUUCUCUUCUCUUCCCAAGUGAUCACUGAACAGCACCUUCCUGGUUUUAAAGCAGUAGUUUUUGAGAAAGAAGGAUGUGAAAAAAAUGCUCCGAUGUAAAAUAAAGUGAAGGGCAGAGAGUCGGAGGGUAAUCAGGAUUUAUUAGAUCAAAAUUAAAUAAAGAAACCACCCUCCUGAUAUUUGGGGGAGGGGAAGGGGACGGGAAAUCAGUUUUAAAAAGUAACCUGAGGCUGAAAAUGACUCAUUGUGUGAUGCAAAAAGUGUAAACUUGGGGAGAAUUGAUCCUAUGCAUGAAGGGGGGGGGGAAAUAUGACCUUCUCCAAGAUGACUGUCAUAUGAGAAUUAAUAGAGACUGUGAAUUUAUAAUACUAAUACCAAAGAUCUGCCAGCACCUCAGUCAGACAUUAGGAAAUCUCCUCACUCUCUGUUAUUGGGGCGUGUCCUGGGCUUGAUGGAACAGUGAGCGAUUAAGCUUUUUUACCUGUAUACCUUUCUCUGUGAGCCUCACCGUCUUUUAGUUGGUAGCUGUGCAUUAAUGCUGAGUGAUUCUGGGAGGGAAGGUGGGAGAGAUCAUCAGAAAAAAUGGUAAAGGAAACAGAUGUAUAUUUAAAGAAAAGUCAAACGUUUAUCUGAUCAUGAUCUUGAGGUCCCUUCUGCAAACCUCAGGAUUUAUGAGUAGGUUUAUAUGUAGCUAAAUUCUGCUCUCGCUUACACCUAUGCACCCCAACUGAUUGCAUUGUCUGUCCCAGAAUCUGUAUUCUGAUCUAGUUUAUCACAUGUAGCAGCUUUAGCUAAUUUUAGCUAAAUUUAAACCACAUUUAAUAUAAAUCAGUAUCUGAGUGUUGGCUCUUGGUAUAGAUAUUCUAC